Ixodes scapularis (black-legged tick) is the source of this 1588-nucleotide messenger RNA. RefSeq lists its product as uncharacterized. Lineage: Eukaryota; Metazoa; Arthropoda; Arachnida; Ixodida; Ixodidae. The transcript has 6 exons. The record is from RefSeq and is a predicted model, not a curated record. Bases 118 to 930 code for a protein of 270 amino acids.
UUCCUUAUCGUGCGCUCGUGCGCCCUCGGUAGAGGUACUGAGGAAAGGUUCCCGCGGAGCGUAUUGUGAGCAGCGAGUUCGUUGCCGUAUGCUAAAGUCGAUCCUCCGGAUCGAGGCAUGGCGUCCUCCUUCAUCGGACUCCUUGUUCUUUGUCUGUGCCUCGUUUACGACCAAGUGGGGUGUCAAGACCAAGUUCGGCGUACUGCGGACAUUGUCAUCGUGUUGAAGAGCGAAGACGGAGGAUUACCCAGAGUUGGACUCCGCUCGCGUUGCACUCAUCACAUCGAAUGCGCCCAACUCUACGCAGUCUGCAGCAACCUGACUCAUAGCUGCGUCUGUCCGCGGGGAUACCGGAGCAAUGGCAUCUCCUGCGACUACGUAGCCUCGCUCCGAUCGAGGUCCUUCCCGUUCGCUGCCGGGGUCCAUCGCGCACUACCAGCUGGUCCUGCAGGCGACCCGCCGGACAGCGUGGCCAUCUACAAGGUGACCCUAGUUGUGGCAGCGGUUUUCAUGGUGGUUGUGUUCACCUUCUUCGUCGGGUGCGUCAUUAAAAGAACAUGCGAGCGAGCUCGAGAGUACAACGAGAGGAUGCGAGAACUGUCCACGGACGUGUACACCGUGCCGGUGGAGUUCGAAGGCAUGGAGAAACCGCCUUCCUACACGGACAUUGUCAAGAUCGAUCACAUGCUCUACGGCGUUCCGCCUCCUGACUACAGCACCGUCACAUCGGCGGGUCCGACAGCGAGCCAAGCCGUCCUCCCGCCGCGAACGCAGCCGCUGUCCGCGUUCCUACAGUCGUCGCCGCCCGGACCUUCGUCGGGACAAAUUCGUCUGUUGCCGCUUGGGACGACGCCCGCGUUGGCCGCUGGUUCCGGAACACGGAGCACCUCAGUGCAGACAUCGGAAAGCGCUCAAGACGUGCAAUCCUGAGCGUGCGCCCGUGCGAUGGGAACUGGCUCCGACGAAGGAACUGUGUCAGCCAGAACGGACAAUGCCAAUGGCGAACCCGGUUGGGAAGCCUUGGUCUCUCUGCUCAUACAUCCUGCAAAAGCAUGUUUGCUUCAUGUAUGUUUUGAACAUGUCUACAGACAGCUUUUGUAAGACGAGUGUGACCGUCACACAAGGAAGCCAUCAGACAGUGUCUUCAGACUGUCUUUUGUAUGAUGUAUAAGCUGUAUGACCAUGGCUUAAGAGUAGUAUAUGCUGCCUUUUGGGACGAUUCGUUGAUUAUAUUGACGAGCUUCGACGACGACAUCGUCACCGAUGACGCACCUCUCUAUGGAUCGCCGAUGGUUUGUAUUUUGUUCCUGUGGAAGGCUUUUCACCCAUAAAACAUUCUGUAGUAAGUGGCCGAGCUGAGGAGAGGAGAAGAGAGUUAAUUUUUUCUACUCGGUGUUUGUUUUUUUAGCUAUUUUUCUCGUAGUUUGCAUACAUGUAGAAAGUCAGCCACAGCCGAUCUUGAGCAGGAACGGCACCAAGGGGAGGAGAGGGAUGGCGGGCGCCUCCCCUAAACAUUUGAACUGCCACCCCAGCAUAAACGAGCAUUGGAUAAAGAAGAGGAUAAGUUUGGAUCCCCUUCAUAACUGGA